ACAGGCAGACAGACAAUAUCCUAUGAUGGAUAACCCAGCAGAGACUGGUAUCCUCUCCCCCGAUCCCUUCUCAAACCCAUACGAGGUGAACAGCAAUGAGAAAGUCUACUCGGAAGGCACCACAGGCAAGGUAGAGACCGGUGGAGAGAUGGAGAAGACGAUGACUUCCGGAGAGACAAGGGAUGCUGUUGGCGGCGGCGUCAUGGAGGAAGAUAGCUUCCGUAGCGCUGGUAUCGACGGUAAAGUUGCGACCGAUGCUGGGAACGGACUUGGUGAUGGGGAAGGACAUGGUGACGGACAUGGUGAUGGACACGGUGAUGAGGAUGUGUUGAUGGCUGAUGUAGAUGUGGAGGAUGGCUAUGUAGGAGGAGGAGCAGGUGAUGUCCAGGAGGAAUGCAUUGGUAACGGAGGCUUGGAUCAGGCUCAGCCAGCUGUUGUGGAGAAUGGAAAACAGAAUGGCAGACGAUGUGAUCCAUUUGCCUCGCCAGAUGACCAGCCUAUGCCCCAGGCAGAAACAUCUCCAGCACAAAACAUCUAUGAUCUCCAGUCCUCUUGGCCACAGCAACCACAUGCAGGUAACGAAGACACUCAAAGGCAGCCAGAUGAUCAUCUAAACCAAGAGGAAACUUUUCCCGCAGAAGUGAUCUCUGAUAGAUAUGAUGAAGAGAGAGACCAAGAUUAUCCAGAGGAAACAUUGGGUUAUGUCCAUUCAGAACAGAAUUUAGAGGAAGGUGAGGUAGAGAAAGUUGAUGCAACUGGAAGUGGAGAUUAUUCAGGACAGGAUCAUCUAGAUCCCUAUGAUGCAGAAACAGCAGAUCAUCUAGAUCAGAAAGGCAUCGAGACAGAAAAGGACAGUCUCCAGGAAAAUCUAAAUCUUCAAGAAGCAGUAACAGCAACUGUACUAUCAACAGAAGGAACAACAGACCAUUUACAACAAGAGCAUGAGGAUCCCCAGGAAGCAGCAACAGCAGAUUAUCCAGAAGAGGAGGGUAUUGGCAAAGAAAAGGACACUCGAGAGGAACAUCUAAACGUUCAAGAAGCAGCAACAGUUGAUCAUAUAGAACAGAAAGAUAUUGCGACAGAAAAGGAUUAUGUAGAUUCCUUUGAAGCAACAACAUAUAGUUCAGAGCAGAAAGAUUCAGAGUUUGAGAAGGACACUCCACAGGGAUUAGUAGAUCCCUAUGCAACCACAGAAAUAGAUUAUUCAGAGCAAAAAGAUAUUGAGAAAGAAAAGGAAACUCAAAAUGAAUAUCAAGAUCCUUAUGGUGCAGCACAUGCUGCUCAGCAAAUAACAACUGAAAUGCAACAAGACCCUGUGCAAACCAGUGGAGAUCCAUACUCAUCAGCACCGAUCCUGGUUGGACUAAAUGAGAAGGAAGAGGUGCAACAGCCAACAGAAAUUUACCAGGAAUAUGCACAAGGGAGCAUUGAACCUGCGGCUUCAAAAGAGAAUGAAGUUCUGGUAGACCAGGAGGAAUUACUGAAUUCAGAAGAGAUUGCACAAGAAUACCCGUCUGAAAGAGUAGACUCUUUUGAAAAAGUGCAAGGAGAGAAAGAGGAAGAUAUUACACAGCUUAGUGGAGUAGAACAUCCAUGUGAAAGUAUGGAAGAAGAGAAAGAUAUUGAUACAAAAGGGAAAGAUAUGGAGCAAAUGUUAGGUGCCUCACAUAUUCUACAGGAAAGUAUAUCACCAACAGAAGCUUCAUAUAUGCAGACCCCAAUGCACACUGAAGAGCAGGGUGAAAAAGAGGAUCUAGGACUAGAAUAUCAAGAACAUACAGAAGAAGAACAGGAACCAGAACAGCUUCUUGAUCCACACGCCCCAGAGAUUGCUGAUAUGGCUGACACAGGUGACACUUUACAUCCAAAAGAUUCAGAGCUGCUUGGGGACGUUGAUCAGCCAGCUCAACAAGGCAAUAUCCCACAAGACUACAGUGAUACAUUAUUGAUAGAAGCAGAAGUAGGUGAAAAAGAGGCUGAAACUGAGUUUACAGCUUUGGCUACAUUAGAGGAGAAAGACAUGGCAGAUGAACAACAAGUGCAUGAAGAUGAUCAUGUUUUAGCUCAAACCCGCGAUGACCAGGUAGAAAGUGGAAAUAUGCAACCUGAAAUGUCAAUAGAUCCAAUCGAUGCUGUGUUUAGGGCCAAUUCACAAGAAAAUUUGCUGGGUCUUGACCCAGAAGCAGCAGUCUUCGAGCCAAAGAAAGACGAGACCGCUCCUGAAAACUUAGAACCAGUACUUGAAAGUGAUCAAAAUGUCACACCAGCACAGCCAGAUGUCGUUCAUGCUCCUUCAUAUGAUAGAGAAGAUGCCAAUGUUGAUCUUUCAUAUGAUCAAGACACUGUUGUGUCUGCUGAAGUUGAUACUGAGUCUUUCCAAAGUGGACCUGUUAUACAAUCAUCAGAUCCACUUGUAUCUCAAGGUCUUUCACAAAUUGAUAUUGAGCCUUCCCAGCAAAGUGCAGAAGAUCUUUCCAUCCCCACUGCCCCUGUCAACGUUCAAGAGAGUGAUGAUUAUCAUGGUGAUGAAUAUCAAGAUGAAAGAGUAGAACCUGACAGAUAUGAAGAAGGGCAAGGAGAACCUGACAGAAGUGAAGAAGAGUAUGAAGAAGAGGCAAGAGAGCCCACUCCACAAGGAAAUGCAUCCAACCUGCCACUUCUGGACUUGGGUGAUGGCCCAGUACAGAGUUUGUCUCUUGCAGAUGCAAACCAGUCUCCUGGACAACAUUCAUUUGAAGGAUCCUUCUCUCCCAUUGAGGAUAAUGUUGCAGUUUCCCUUGCCUUGGAGGAUCAAGCUCAUGUGUUGGAAAGUGGGGAGCAGGAAGAAAGUGAUGAUGCAAAUACUGAGACCACAGAGGUAGAAGCAGAACUGCAUGAAGACAAUUUCGAACAAGAAAUUCAACAUGAGGUGGAACCAGCAUACAAUACUCCAAAAGAAGUGCCUACUGAAGCUGAAGGCCAUGAAGAAGAUCUUCAUGACAACAUCCUAAGUGAAGGGAAGGAUACUAGUGAAGUGCCCCAAUAUGAAAUUGCUGAUACUAAUGUAGAUGAGAGUCAUUCUGGCCUUGUCCAAGAUAAGGUUGAAGUCUGCCCUGAUCAACACGAUACUAUGCAAACACCAGUGGAGACAUAUCUAGAAGAGAAUGAGAAAGCAGAUGAUGAAUACAACCAGAUUCAACAGGAGCUUCCAGAAGACUCCAUGGCUGGGGUUGAUGGUGAUGGACUUGAUAAAAGGGAAGAAUUUUCUUCUGCUGCAGAAAAAACCUCUCAAGAAGUAUAUCCUGAGCCUUGUGAGCAAGCCACCCCAGAAAUAGUAAUGCAUGAGUAUUCAGAAGAAGAACUAGAAACUGAAGAAACACCAUACACUGCUCCAGAUGUUUCCACAGAUACUACACUUCAGAACACUGCAGACAAACUUCUUGGAGACCCAGAAGAGGAUGAUGCUCUUAUAAUGGAAAGAUCCAGAGCUAGUGCUACACCUCCAAACACACCUGAAGUUAUUUUACCCUCUCCUCCUGAAAUGUUACCUCCACAGGCAUUAUUUCAGGAGACUAUGCAAAAAGAAGGGGAAGCAGCUGAAGAUCAGUUAGCUCCUGAAGCCGAGCAACUUGAACCCUACGAUGACCUGAUAGUUCAAUCUGAAGAAAAGCAAGAACCUUCAACAGAAGAACCUGUUGUACAUGAAGCUGAUGAGGUACUAGAAUCGGCACCUGAGGAACCUCCCUCUGCUGCUUCCAUAUGCGAAGAGAAAUCAACCUCUUCAGAAAUUACCACACCAAGUGUUCCCCUUGCUGUACACACUCCAGAGGUACCUACAGCUACAUCUGCAGCUGUUGAAGCUGAGGAGAAAGAAAUUAAAUCAAGUCCUGCUCAGCAAAAGAAGCCUAAGACUCCUACUGGCACCAAAUCACCUUCUAAAAAACCAAGCCCGUCUGCAGCACAGAAAGCUAAAUCGAGUGUGAAACAGGGAUCUGAUACACCCAAGAAAACAGCAGCUUUGUCAAGAUCUCAACCAAAAGCAACUGCUCCAGGGGAGAGAAAAGAAACUGCAAAGGCACCAUCCAAAUCUCCAACAAAAUCACCAUCAAAGAUACCUUCAAAGACACCAGCAAAGGUUCCAGCAAAGGUACCACCAGCAAAGGUACCAGCAGCAAAGACACAAGCAAAGGUACCAGCAGUGAAGACACCAGCUAAGGCUUCUCCAAAGGUCUCAGCUCCUGCUCCAGCGAGACAUGCGUCAUCUGCUAAAAGGACACCAGGAUCUUCUGUUGGUGCCACAGCUACAAGGCCGAAAACGGCUCCUCACAAGGUGGACACUAAACCAAUUGAAAGCAAACCAAAGCAAGACAAGGUGAAGAUGUCUGGAGUUAAGCAGAAGACAGUUACUACUGUGACUAAGACUACACAUACAGAAGUCAGAUCUGCCAAUUCAUCACCAAGAAAAUCAGCUGAUGGGGAUUCCCCUAGAGUGAGGCAUUCUCCAGGGCGGAAUGGUGCUGCAUCCAAGAUUGGAUCUCUAGAUAACAGCAGACACUCACCUGGAGGAGGAAAUGUGAAGAUUCAGUCGGAGAAAUCUAACUACAGCAGGGUACAAUCAAAAUGUGGUUCCCUUGGCAACUCAACCCACAGGGCAGGAGGUGGAAAUGUCAAGAUCUUUGACGAGAGGGUUGACUUUAGAACUCGUGCCAACAGUCGUGUUGGUUCGCUGGAUAAUGCCCACCACUCUCCUGGGGGUGGGAGUGUUAAGAUUCUCCAUGACCCUGUCACAUUCUCAAAACCCUCAAGUAGAGUGGGAUCUCUGGAGAAUGCCCAUCACUCACCGCACGGUGGGAAAGUCAAGAUUCUGCAUGAUCCAGUUGCUUUCCCCAAGUCGUCUGUAUCCAGUAAAAUCGGUUCCUUGGACAAUGCCCAGCAUUCUCCUGGAGGUGGCAACGUCAAGAUUACAAGUGCUUCCAUGGAUUUCAGCAAAAAGGCAAAAAGUAAAAUAGGAUCUCUGGACAAUGCUCAUCAUUCUCCAAAGGGUGGAAAUGUAAAGAUAUUGAAUCAGUCUGCAGACUACUCAAAGACGGUGAAAAGCAAAAUUGGAUCGCUUGACAAUGCCACACAUUCCCCAGGAGGAGGAAAUGUAAAGAUUGAAAAAAAGAAGGUGGACUUUGGCAAGAAGGUCACAUCCAAGAUUGGUUCUCUGGACAAUGCCACGCACAAACCUGGAGGAGGGAAGGUGAAGAUUGAAAAGAAGAAGUUGGAUUUCAAGGACAAAGCAGCUUCAAAGAUAGGAUCCAAGGACAACAUCAAACACCAGGCUGGAGGCGGCCAGGUCAAGAUCGAGAACAAGAAACUCGACUUCAAAGUAAAGGCCACCUCAAAGAUCGGCUCCAAAGACAACAUUGAACACAAGCCAGGUGGAGGGCAAGUCAAGAUACAAGAAGAAAAGCUAGAAUUCAAGGCAAAGGCUUCGAGUAAGAUUGGAUCCCUUGAUAAUGCCAGUCAUAAACCAGGAGGUGGAGAUGUACACAUUUUAGAUGAGAAACUGGAGUUCAGUACCAAAGCUCAGAGCAAGGUCGGGUCAAUGGACAAUGCCGACCAUCAACCUAGUGGGGGAGAUGUGAAGAUUUUUGAUGAAAAGCCUACAUUCCAGCACGCCUCACCACGUACAGACGAACACGACGAUGACGGUAUUCAUUAAGGACAAGCGAAGCCAUGACUUGAUCUGCAAUCCUAUGGCUGUGACUCUCCCUGAAUGGUGACCCUUUCUCCAAAGUAAAAGAAAAGAUUCCCUCAAGGGUCAGUGGAUACAGAACCCCUGCCACGAUAGUCAGCUAAAACUGCACACCAGUCAUCUGAAUCAUCCAGUUGUGGUAUAAAAGAUGGUGUCGUGGGAGAUCUUAUGGGGAACCAUUCAAGAUUUCACAGAUAUUAUGUGUAAUCGAUCAUCCGGAUUGCAACCAAAUUUAUGUCCAACGGGUCUUACUACUCAUUGACUUCUGAACCCUAUUGUUCCCAUAUGCUUCCCAUAUCCUUAAUACAGGGGUCAUUGGGUUCCAGUAUAAGCAGUAUUAAUGGGUGUAUCAUUCAAAAACUUUUGCUAAAAGAGAUAUUUCUCAAAAUAAUUCCUUCUGCCUAACCAAAUCACUUGCCAAGAGCAAUUCAAACUAGAUUUGGGUCUCAGCAGUGCCAUUAAUUUUUUCUGGUCUUCAUACAUGGUUGGUACAUGCAUGUACCUGCACGGGGAGUCCAGUGUAGACAAACCAAAGAAGUUUGAACUCCUGCAUCACUGUCUGCAGAUAUCAUACCAGUCAUUUUUGGGCUAAGGUAUACAAAGAUGUGAUCAUAGAUGUGAUCAGUAACUAUUCUUAUCAUCAGUGAUGUUGCUACUGGUGUUAAACUAAUAAAGGUUUUAAACUUGUCACCAGCCCUAUAUGAAUAUAAAAACUGCACAACUGAUGCUACUGAAGUCCAAUACCACAGGAUACUUGUAUGUUAUUUAUUAAGAAAAACUUUAACCAGUUUUAUCAUGGUGUUAAUUCAACUAGCCGUUGACAGACAUUGUUGUCUUGACUUUAAUAGCAAAGGGGUUAAUCCUUGUAAUUCUCUCAUGGAGAUUUCAGUCAGCAUAUAGAAAGGUGUAAACCAUAUGAGCUAAAUCUCCAGCAUUGUUCGUAUGUGAAAAUUCAUGGAAGCAGCUUGCAUGCAUUGCUCCAAAACUUGGUGUAAGUUAAUCUUAAGUUCUGAUUACAUAAAUGCAUUCAAGAAAAGUGCUAAUUAUAAAUCAUGCAGUAGAUUGUUGGUUUGCACCGCCAAAAUAUAAACAAAGUACGACAAAUUGCUGCAAAUAACUGAAAAAAGCAUAACUCCCAUAUGCAUAUCACGUACUUGUUGUGAUCACCUUUGUUUGCUCAUUUAUUGGCUAUUUUACAUUUUCUACCAAAUUCAUAAGGCCGAUGUCAUUAUGAUUUGUGGUUUGAAUACUUGAUCUUGUGUAAGUUUUUUGAUUGUUUCUUGGACAAUUUAUUAUGCAGAACUCAAGAUUAUCUUUAUGUAAUCGACUUUUGUUGAUAAUCACAUGUACUCCACUCUAUGACUCUACAUCUUGUUUCAACUCAUGCAUGUAUAAAAAAUAAUCAUGAGAUUUUUAGAAAGUCCACAGGAAGUUUGCAGCCAUUUGAUAGAGCCAGUAAAGCGCUCUGAGCCAUGAAACAACUAUAGUACCAGCUGCUUUCACUAAUGGUGCAGCCACACUUUCAUGUAAAACCUAGCUUUAAGAUGGAGCCACUUGUGUGAUACCCAGUGGGAUUACGGCAUGUAUAUGAUACUUGCGGGGUCUACAAGGUGCUUACUCCAAAUGAAGGCCAAGAUUGUCAACAUGUUCAAAAUUUAUAUCAAGUCAGCCCCGACUAUUGCUAUGGAGCUAUGGAGCAUAUAUGGGUUUUGCGUUUGCUUCUGUGGCGUCGAGAGCUUACAUUGCAGAUACGGCCAAUUUUACGAGAGUCAAAAGGGGCGAGUGCGUUGCUAUGUUGUGACUUUCCUUCAUGCAGCUAUGAGGCUCCUGUGGGGGUAAUAACAGUGCCAUCAACAGUAAAAGCAAGACCUAUGUGGGGCUUACACUGAGCUAGGUUUUACAUGAAAGUGUUGACUGUGGCAUAGGAAUGACUCCCUCAAACUGUAUCCAAGGGAGGUUCAUGUACAUAAUCAUAUGUGUUUCAUUUUUAAUGUUUUGUGGAUAUAUCAUGUGAAUGUGUAUGUAUACUUCUGUGUAAAUAUGAGAAAAUAAGUCGAAGAUAAAGCAUUGACGAUGCUAUGAUUUUGUAACUUGUUUGUUCCAAUUAUUGAUGUGUUUGUGGCAAAAAUGCACUGCAAAUAUUAGCUUAUAUUGGUUUAGGUGCAAGAGGAAAACAAAAAUCAUGGGAAAAUUGCAAUAAGUUUUUACUAUGAAAUUAAGCGAAGCAUCAACUUAUUCAGUGUUUAUCGGAUAUUCCUCAAUGUAUGUGAACUAAUCUAUUCCCAAAUUUUAGAUGUUCUGAAUCUUCUGAAUAUAUUAAAAUGGAAUGUAGAGAGGAAAAAACUAUUUUAAUCAUGUUUGUAAUUAUGUAAUCAUGGUUAUGAUUCUAUUAUUGAAAUGCUUCUGGACCUAAUCUGAAUUAUUUAUAAUCGUACGGUUUUAUCUGUAAAUUAUUUACCAGUUUUAUCUGUAAAAUUCUUAGAGACAUCAUCGACGUAUUAAGCUCCAUAUAAGCCCAGAAUAUCAACAUGUAUGGUAGUUCUGCUUUUCCUACAUUUCAUCUCAAGACAGCGCUAGAAACGAUAUAUUACAUGUUCAAUUGAGAUGUAGAUUUUUAUAGAUUAAACACAUAUGAGGAACAGACAACAUACUCAUGCAAAACUUGUGUUUCCUGCAACUAGACAACCGUUUCCUUCACUACAGUGAUAUGCAGUGUAUCAUGAUCAGUGACAAAAAUAUUGAAUAUGCCCUAAUUACAUUAAUAUUGAUUAUUAUUCAAAGGUCAGUUCUUGUCAGUGUGUCAUAUACUGGUAUGCUUUAUUUUAAAGGAAACUUCAUUUCUUAUGAAAAAAGCCAGAAUGUAAAGAAUUUGCUUGUAUUUGUAAUACGUAUUCAGUUAAUUAAGCAGCUGCUGAUGGCAAAUUCUUGAAAAUAUGGUUGAAAUUUUUAUCAUUAAUAUUAUAUUUCUUAUUCUUUGGUUAUAUUAUUGUGCAUGAUGUGUAUCUAAAAAGAUUAAAAGAAACAAAUUAUCUGAAGAAAUGGAAAAAUUGAAGUUGAAAUGUAAACCUGCAUUUGACUUCAAACUAAAAGAAAGAACAGUGUCUUUCUAAAUAUUUUCAAAGUUCUACACAUCAAAAUGUGUGUACAUGUACAAGAAGUAUGUAGUAUGACAAGCAGUUUACUAGUAUGAUGAUAAAGAUAAAGAAUUGUAGUAGAAAAAAAAGAGCAAAUUCAUGUAAUUCUGAUCAGACUCACAUAGAUAAACGAGAAGGUUAUCAAAAAUGUAUUUUCAAAUGUAUUAGUGAAUCACAUCUUUAUGUAUUUAUUUGUAAUACAAUUCUUUUUAAAAGCUUAAGGAUGAACUAUACUAUAGCAUGAAAAAAUGAAACAUACAGUUUGUUCGUUAGUUUUCUUGAAAUAGAUUAUUUAUUAUACUUUACUGCUUUAUAAAAGAAAAUAUUUACAUUGAGAUUAACAACAUGAUUAUACCGAUUCAUAUUUACUUAACAGCAUGAAAAUGAAGUUUAAUAAUCUAAACUGCAGAUAAAUAAUAUGUAUUUACUUCUUAAAAUUCUAAGUACAAAGAAAGAGAACGAGUUCUUGUGCUGAUCUCUGAACUUCUCUAGCUACAACAUUACAUUCACACGUAUUCCCUCUUGUAGUUAAGAAAUAUAAAGAUCUUGAAUAUAUCUUUAGUACAAGAGCAUGUUCUAACUCUGAACCAUGACCAUUUGAUGGUCAUUCAUACAUUAGUAGUUAGUAGUAUGUAUUGCACAAGUUCAUUUAUGCCACUGCAAGAGUUACUUUCUUAGCUACAGAUGUGUCUGUAAACUGUAUGUAGUCAGUCAAAUAUUACACUGAGUUGAAAAUUGAAGAAAAAAAGUCUCUAGAAAACUCUCACAUUGCUGAAUGGUGAAACAUUUUACACUGCCAAAUAUGUAACCCUGUAUGAAAGUCUAUCUUCUUGUAGUUAUGAAGUAGAAUUUUGAGGAAGAAGUGCAGAUGCGUCUCUCCGAUUGACAUAAAUCAUUUCAUUCAUUUCAUUACUUUCAGUAAUUUAUUGUAGUAUGGUCAUAUAUAAGUUUGUAUAAGGGCUGUCUACAGUCUGUAUAUCCUUUUAAAAUGUGAGCCACUCGCUAUUCAAGUACAAAUAUCUCCUUUUCUAUUAUAUAUUUUAAUAUAUAAUGUGAUUUUAUGUAGAUGUGAUUGAAACUUUGUAAGCCAUGCAAGUGAAGAUGAAUGACAAAAAAAAAAAAAAAACAGUUUAAUGUACUUUUAAACAUUUACUCUAUUUUACUACAUUCCCUAUCAAAAUGUGCCAUUUUCCUUGCUAAGUUAUAAACAAUGAAAUGCCAGAAAAUUUUGCCAAUGGUUUUGGUGAAGAAUUUUGUUGUUAGAACAACUUGAGUGGCGUUUAUGAUUUGUAGAUAAAUGUCAUGAUCACUUGAAAAGUCAUACAUCAACAUCAUGACGAGAGAAUAGGAAUAAUACAAUAUAUCACUUCUUUAUAAUUUCUAUAGACUGCAAAACUAAUCAUUAGACAUUAAUGCAUGUAUUAAUUGUCAUUUAUAUUGAUAUACCAUUAUAAAACCCUUUCACAGAUAUUGAAAGUGUACUGCCUACACCUGAUUUUGUCGGUAGCUAAACCUGUAGAAAAAAGUAUUACAACAAGAAAGCAGCUGUAGUUGCCAUACAUGAUAGCAAUGAAUGGCAUGGCAAUAGAACUACUAUUAGCAUUGUAGAUCUGCACCACUGGUAUAGUAAAUUGGAACUAUAUGUGUGCCUAACAUAUGACCGGAUAGACUAUGAUUAGCAGUUAAUUAAGAGUGUAGAAACUGCCAUGUAAACCCAACAGGAUAACAAAGUCAUUGAAAUCAGUAAGUGUAUCAACUUACUAUACAUUUACAUGUAUCAUGCUCAUAAUAAAAACUUAAGAAGUUCAUUUGCAAGUUGAUUAUCAACUACCACUGAGAAAUAAGUUGGCUUCAUCAAAUCAGAUUUCAUCCAUUCUUUCAGUUCAGAUUAAAAGAAAAAAAACCUCUCAAUUGUAAAACAGAAAGUACAGAAAGGGAAAGAAGAUUAUAUAAAAGAAAGAAAUAAAGGAGAUUAAAGGCAAGUUCUUGAGGGAAGGUGAAUAAAUAAUGUUAAAACUGGUGGGAAACAGUAGAAAAUUUGAAUUUUGAUUGUUUUAAAUGAUAAUGUACCAUGUCAUCUCUCAAAGUGUUCAAAUAUUCUGUGUCAUGAUUACUCGAUCAACAUGCAAUUUUUCACAUAAAGGGGCACCAUAAUAAUGCAUAUAAAGAAGAUCUUGUCUCGUUUUUAAUAUUCCAAUUUAGAACAUGCUGAAUUGAAAAUGUGUUACUCAGUUCUCUAAACAUCAAUUUUUAAAAAUAAUUUCAUCCUUCAUAUACAGAAUACUCAUUGUAUGAGUUGCACAAAAGAUAUAAAACUAACUCAUGUUUAGUUAUUCUGGUGAUGUUCAGUUAUUCUGUUGUCACAAACAAAAUAAGUGUUCAUGUAUUGGAGAUAAAGAGGUAGUGUUUUAACAAAGCAUUUAUUGAGAAGGAAUCCUAAUCAAGUAGCUAUUUUUUAAUAUGGAAAUUGCUCACUGUUUUCAUUCGCAAAGUAUAGAUAUGAAACAAUGUCAAUCAACUUUAUUUGAAGACAUACUGAAUAUAGCUAUUGAGAUGUAAGUUAUAGAGCACCUGUAAUCUUCUGCAAAAUGGCUUAAUUUCAAGGUUGCUGCAUGUAUACUAGUCAACUGAAGUAGUAUUUUUCUUGCAUUCAAAUACUUUGAUAAACUUAUGCUCAUUUGCUUGUGGCUCGUUGCUUAUAAUGAUAAGAAUCCUCAAAGAUAUCUGCAAAUAAACUAAUAAAUUUGUGAAAUUAAAUAUACCGUU
Strongylocentrotus purpuratus (purple sea urchin) is the source of this 11619-nucleotide messenger RNA. Its product is annotated as microtubule-associated protein 4. Gene Ontology annotation, molecular function: microtubule binding. The transcript is spliced from 14 exons. Bases 23 to 5686 code for a protein of 1887 amino acids. Lineage: Eukaryota; Metazoa; Echinodermata; Echinoidea; Camarodonta; Strongylocentrotidae. The record is from RefSeq and is a predicted model, not a curated record. Gene Ontology annotation, biological process: microtubule cytoskeleton organization; neuron projection development. Gene Ontology annotation, cellular component: neuron projection.